UCAGGUAAAAAAAAAAAAAAUCCAACUCGAAAUCACUGGAUGCAUAUCAAUAGCCGAUUUUAAUUUUGAUUUUGAUUUUGAGAGUGUCUUUGGUGUGUGAAGGUGAGUUUAGUUUAAUUAUAAAAAAAUUUGGGAAGAUAAUCAAUUGGAGUGGACGAGCUUAGAUCAAUCAUCAAGGCCUGAACGUGAGUGAAGCCAUUGCUCUCGAUCAAGGCCGUACACAUAGGCUUCGACAACAACUGCUAAGGCCAACUACUUUCGGACCACCUCCGUUAAUCGCCGGCUUCUGCUUCGGUGCCAUGAUCGUCUCCUUCCUCCUCGUCGCUUUCCUCAGUCAUUAGCUGUACGCCAGAGAACACAGCCAUUGGUUCAUUCCCCAGUUAUAUAUAGAAGGGAUAGCCGGAUUAGAAUUCUGGAGUCCAUCCUUAUUCCCAUGACUUUGAUCAGCUUUGAGGCCUAGCCGUGACUAAAACAACGUUGUUUAGUGAAGAAAGGCGACGGAAAAAUGGUUCACAGUGCCUAUGAUUCAUUUGGGCUCCUUACUGAUUGUCCAACCAAGAUUGAAUCCAUCGAAUCAUAUGGUUCAAAGCUCCUUCUCGGGUGCUCAGAUGGAUCACUUCGAAUCUACGCUCCUGAAUCUUCCGGUUCGGAUCGUUCUCCAACAUCUGAUUACCAUACUCAGGUCUUAGAGCUAAGAAAGGAACCAUACGUACUGGAGAGAAAUGUGGCUGGUUUCUCAAGGAAACCUUUGGUAUCAAUGGAGGUCUUGGAAUCAAAGGAGCUCCUUUUGUCUCUCUCAGAGUCGAUUGCAUUUCACAGGCUUCCAAAUUUGGAGACUGUUGUUGUACUAACCAAGGCUAAAGGUGCAAAUGUGUAUUCAUGGGAUGAUCGCAGAGGGUUCUUGUGCUUUGCCAGGCAAAAAAGGGUUUGUAUAUUCAGACACGAUGGGGGACGAGGGUUUGUGGAGGUGAAAGAAUUUGGGGUUCCGGACACGGUGAAAUCGAUGUCCUGGUGUGGUGAAAAUAUAUGUUUGGGGAUUAGAAGAGAAUACAUGAUACUCAAUUCUACAAAUGGGGCGCUGUCUGAGAUUUUUCCUUCGGGCAGGUUAGCUCCACCUUUGGUGGUCUCCUUGCCUUCUGGGCAACUCCUUCUUGGGAAGGAUAACAUUGGAGUAUUUGUGGACCAAAAUGGAAAGCUUCUUCAAGAAGGCAGGGUUUGUUGGUCAGAGGCUCCCUCAGUUGUCAUCAUUCAGAAGCCAUAUGCAAUAGCCUUGUUACCAAGAUUUGUUGAGGUUCGAUCUCUUCGGCCUCCAUACCCUUUGAUACAGACUGUUGUGCUUAGAAAUGUCCGUCGUCUUCUCCAAAGCAACAAUUCUGCAGUUGUUGCAUUAGACAAUGCUGUUUAUGGUCUCUUCCCUGUACCUCUUGGUGCACAGAUUGUACAACUGACAGCAUCUGGUAAUUUUGAGGAAGCUUUGGCAUUGUGUAAGCUACUUCCACCAGAAGAUGCAAGCCUAAGAGCUGCAAAAGAGGGAUCAAUUCAUAUAAGAUAUGCUCAUUAUCUUUUUGAUAAUGGGAACUUUGAGGAGGCCAUGGAACAUUUCUUAGCUUCUCAAGUAGAUAUAACAUAUGUGCUUUCGUUAUAUCCAUCAAUUGUUCUUCCAAAGACAUCCUCUGUUCCCGAGCCAGAGAAGUUAAUGGACAUGUCUUUGGAUUCAUCACAACUGUCAAGGGCUUCGUCAGAUGUGUCGGAUGACUUGGAACCUUAUCAUGCACCACAUCUUUCAGAUUCUGAUGAGAGUGUGGCACUUCAGUCCAAGAAAAUGAGCCAUAAUACUCUCAUGGCACUGGUGAAAUUUUUGCAAAAGAAGAGAUAUAGCAUAAUUGAGAAGGCCACUGCCGAGGGAACAGAAGAGGUUGUUUUAGAUGCUGUUGGAGACAAUUUUGCUUCUUAUGAUUCUAGUCGGUUUAAGAAACUAAACAAGGGGCGUGGUUACGUCCCCUUUAGCUCUGGUGCACGAGAGAUGGCAGCAAUACUUGAUACAGCAUUACUUCAAGCUCUGCUUCUUACUGGACAAUCUCUUGUAGCUUUGGAGUUAUUGAAAGGUCUUAAUUACUGUGAUGUAAAAAUAUGCGAGGAGAUUCUCCAAAAAUGUAAAAAUUAUACUGCUUUAUUGGAGCUUUACAAGAGCAAUUCAAUGCACCACGAAGCUCUGAAGCUUUUGCAUCAAUUAAUAGAAGAUUCAAAAUCCAAUGAAAGUCCAUCUGAACUAACACAAAAAUUCAAGCCUGAAUCUAUUAUUGAAUAUCUCAAGCCUCUCUGUGGGACUGACCCCAUGCUUGUACUAGAAUUUUCAAUGCUUGUUCUGGAAAGUUGUCCAACACAGACAAUUGAGCUAUUCUUAUCAGGAAAUAUUCCAGCAGACUUGGUCAACUCUUAUUUGAAGCAGCAUGCUCCAAACAUGCAGGGCACAUAUUUGGAGCUUAUGCUUUCAAUGAAUGAAAAUGGAAUCUCUGGCAAUCUGCAAAAUGAAAUGGUACACAUUUAUCUCUCAGAAGUACUUGAAUGGUAUUCGGAUUUAAGAACUCAACAGAAUUGGGAUGAGAAAACUUACUCUCCAACUCGAAAGAAAUUAUUGUCUGCAUUGGAGAGUAUUUCAGGAUAUAACCCCGAGUAUUUGUUGAAACGUCUCCCUGCUGAUGCUCUCUAUGAAGAACGUGCUAUUUUAUUAGGAAAAAUGAAUCAGCAUGAGCUGGCCUUGUCUUUGUAUGUGCAUAAGCUUCACGUCCCUGAUUUGGCUCUAUCCUACUGUGAUCGUGUGUAUGAGUCAGUGCCUCAUCAACCAUCUGCAAAGUCAACUGGCAAUAUAUACCUCACUCUUCUGCAAAUUUAUCUUAAUCCUCAGAGAACGACCAAAAACUUCGAAAGGCGUAUAACAAAUUUUGUAUCUCCUCAGACUACAAGUAAUCCUAAGGUUGGUUCUGUGCCUUCAUUUAGACAUAGAGGUCGUGCAGCGAAGAAAAUUGCUGAGAUUGAGGGAGCAGAGGACAUUCGAAUCAAUCAUAGUAGCACUGACAGUAGCAAGAGCGAUGGAGAUGCCGAUGAAUUUAAUGAGGAAGGAAGUUCUACUAUUAUGCUUGAUGAGGUCCUUGAUUUGUUGAGUCGGAGAUGGGAUAGAAUCAAUGGAGCUCAGGCCCUCAGACUUUUACCGAGGGAAACUAAACUACAGAACUUACUUCCAUUCCUUGGACCCCUACUCAAGAAAUCCAGUGAAGCUCAUCGAAACUUCUCUGUGAUCAAGAGUUUGCGACAAAGUGAAAGCCUGCAGGUUAAAGACGAGCUUUACAACCAGAGGAAAGCAGUUGUGAAGAUUACCAGUGAUAGCAUGUGCUCACUCUGCAACAAGAAAAUAGGGACGAGCGUUUUCGCUGUCUAUCCCAAUGGAAAAACACUAGUGCACUUCGUUUGCUUCAGGGACUCGCAGAGCAUGAAAGCCGUGGGUAAAGGGUUGCCACUGCGGAAGCGAUAAGUGACCGAAACCCAUGUUCUCUUCUCUUUGGUUUUACCCAAGUUUUGCUUUGCACUCUGCUGUUCUGCUUCUGUGUGGAUAGAGUCCGGUUAGCACGUCGUUUGGGAUUGAGGCUUUUGAGUUAUUUUUUACAUAAUUUUUCUGUAAAGUUUGUAAUUUUAUUUAUUUAUUGAUUGUGACUCAAGAAAGUGCAAAUAUUUUGUAUUUAUUUUAAUAGAGUUUGGGCAAGCUUGAGCCAA
Messenger RNA from Humulus lupulus (European hop), 3768 nucleotides. Its product is annotated as vacuolar sorting protein 39. NCBI's taxonomy places the organism in Eukaryota, Viridiplantae, Streptophyta, Magnoliopsida, Rosales, Cannabaceae. The coding region runs from base 506 to 3529 and encodes 1007 amino acids. Gene Ontology annotation, cellular component: membrane; cytoplasm. Gene Ontology annotation, biological process: autophagy; vesicle-mediated transport; endosomal vesicle fusion. The record is from RefSeq and is a predicted model, not a curated record. The transcript has 13 exons.